AUCUCUUGAACGCGCUGCUCUCAUGAUGAUCGUGCCCAAUGUCUUGUACUUGAAGCCGCUGUUAGAUUAUCGCUGGUGGAGUUUCACGCACGCUUGCUGAAGUCAUGUUGACGGAGAUAUCUGGUGCCCCGGCUGUUGUCUUGGUAAAGUCUUCUGGGGCCAGUCUAUCAAUCACCAUUUAAAAGGACGAAGGAAAAGCACUUCCUCCGCACUCGACCCUAUUGAUUCCCACAGCAUAAACCUUUACCACCAGGAUACACAUCCACAAUGCACUUUGCCACCAUCUUCCUUUCCGUAUUGGCUUGCAUGACAACCGCCAUGGCAGCCGAGCACCCCAUCAUUGUUACCGAUAAAGGAUUCCAGCCUUCAACCCUCUGCAUCGAACCAAAGGACACUAUCGUAUGGAGAUUCCAAGCUGGAGGUCACAAUGUCGAGGCGACUACUGCUGUUGGAUCCUGUACCUCGAAAAACACAUGGCGCAGCGUCACAAUGCGCCAAGGUUGGGACUGGCAUCGAACCUUUAAAGAGGAGGGCAUCGUCAGCUACAUGUCAAGCGUCGGUCAAGACUGCGAGAAUGGGUUCAAGGGUGUCAUAUAUGUCGGAGGCCAAUGUGUUACAUCGUACAGCAAUUCCGAAGCCCAGGUUGUGACCACAACUAUAGUUACUCCCACAGCUACAGUUACCCCCACAGCUACAGUUACCCCCACAGCUACAGUCACCCCCACAGCUACAGUUACCACCACAGCUACAGUUUCCACCACAAGUGGAGGCCAUGCAACUUCUACCACUGUAGUCCCGCAGCCGACUAGCGGUCAUGGCAACUCCGCAGGUGCCCAACAGCUCUCCUGGGCUUUGACUGCCCUAGCCAUCGCUGUUGCUCUUGUCUUCUGAUCCAUGUCUUUUACACGAAUAUAUUUCAUAAAGCUGCAUUUGCAAAAUAAAAUAUGAAAUUCAUUGGUCCGUG
Gamsiella multidivaricata is the source of this 964-nucleotide messenger RNA. RefSeq lists its product as uncharacterized. Lineage: Eukaryota; Fungi; Mortierellomycota; Mortierellomycetes; Mortierellales; Mortierellaceae. The record is from RefSeq and is a predicted model, not a curated record. Bases 268 to 891 code for a protein of 207 amino acids. The transcript has a single exon.